Molecule: messenger RNA, 490 nt
Organism: Cyprinus carpio (common carp)
Lineage: Eukaryota; Metazoa; Chordata; Actinopteri; Cypriniformes; Cyprinidae
Product: 40S ribosomal protein S15-like
Exons: 3
Coding region: 113-475 (120 amino acids)
Biological process (GO): ribosomal small subunit assembly; translation
Cellular component (GO): ribosome; cytosolic small ribosomal subunit
Molecular function (GO): structural constituent of ribosome
Source: RefSeq, a predicted model, not a curated record
CCUCCUCUCCGCUAGUGGGCGACUUACUAAACUCCCCUUUUAAGUGUUCGCUGAACUCUCGCGAUAUUACCGCGUCUGUCCUGCUGUCUUCCUUUUCCGGGAGUCUCUCAAGAUGGCGGACGCCGAGCAGAAGAAGAAGCGCACCUUCAGGAAGUUCACCUACAGAGGUGUGGAUCUGGACCAGCUGCUGGACAUGUCCUAUGAGCAGCUGAUGCAGCUGUACUGCGCCAGACAGAGGAGGAGGCUGAACCGCGGCCUCAGGAGGAAGCAGCAGUCUCUCCUCAAGCGCCUCCGCAAGGCCAAGAAGGAGGCGCCUCCUAUGGAGAAACCAGAGGUGGUGAAGACUCACCUGAGAGACAUGGUCAUCCUGCCGGAGAUGGUUGGAUCCAUGGUCGGCGUGUACAACGGCAAGACCUUCAAUCAGGUUGAAAUCAAGGUAGGCAUGAAGCAUAUCGUUAAAACGUGUCAAAAAUAAUCAAGUUAUAAAAAG